Molecule: messenger RNA, 1176 nt
Organism: Perkinsus marinus ATCC 50983
Lineage: Eukaryota; Perkinsozoa; Perkinsida; Perkinsidae
Product: Homogentisate 1,2-dioxygenase, putative
Exons: 7
Coding region: 1-1176 (391 amino acids)
Biological process (GO): L-phenylalanine catabolic process
Cellular component (GO): cytoplasm
Molecular function (GO): homogentisate 1,2-dioxygenase activity
Source: RefSeq, a predicted model, not a curated record
AUGUAUAGGAAAUACCCUAGUGUAAGUCAACUGAGUCGAUUGACUCGUGAUAACGAUGGUGGUGGUAGUAGUUUGUACAGGACGUAUGAUGUCAAUGAGAGGUUUAAGGCAAGUGAAGAUAUUGAAGGAGUUGAUAAUAUGGCCGUCGACUGGGUGGAUUCACUUUUCACUAUCGCUUAUCAUAAGGGCGCUUCUUGUGGGGUGUAUGACUUCGGAAAAGAUAUGUCUGAGAACUCGCGAGUGUUUAUUCAUCAUGACGCAGAUGUGAUGUUUUUACCCAGGGAAAACGUUUUGAAAAUACGUACUGAAUUGGGAGUUUUGAGAGGGGGUCCGAGAGAAAUGAUACUCAUUCCAAAAGGCAUCAAAUAUACCGUCGAUAAGGCCGGCAGUGGGCGUGCUAAAGGAUAUUUCCUGGAGAACUACGGAGCGCCAUUCAAAAUUCCCGACCUUGGUCCGAUCGGCAUCACCUCCGGCUUAGCUCACCCGAGGCACUUUCGAGCACCAACGGCUUCAACAGUGGAGAAAAGAGGAGCGUCUGAGUUGAUAUCGAAAUUCAGUGGGAGAAUGUACCUUUCGAAGUUGAGUAAAACGCCGUAUGAUGUGGUUGGUUGGUACGGAAAUUAUUACCCAACGGUUUACGAUUUGGGGCUAUUCAUGGCGAUUAAUACCGUAACAUACGAUCAUCCUGAUCCGAGCAUUGGAGUAGUGUUGCAAUCGCCAUCGUUAUCAUAUGCACCAGGAACUGCUAACAUCGAUUUUGUGAUAUUCCCGCCGAGAUGGUUAACUGCUGAGAACACAUUUCGUCCACCUUGGUUUCACAGAAAUGUUAUGUCGGAGUUUAUGGGGUUACUCUACGGUGGGUAUGAUGCCAAACAAGGCUUCAAACCAGGAUGCAGUUCUAUUCACAAUCAACUCUCUCCACACGGUCCUGAUCUUGCUACUACUACUAGUAGCAGUAAUGACGGUAAACCUGAGAGGUACCACGGCACCUUGGCGUUUAUGUGGGAGUCGGAUCAAAUUUGGAUUCCGACGAAACAAGCUCUUGAGGUGCUGAAGGAUGAUACUUAUGUGGACUGUUGGAAAGGCUCGGGUGAAGACCCGUGGGAGAGAUUUGAUCCCAGUGAAAUUCCCAACGAGCCCAGCAAGUUGCCGUUCGAUCCGAAUAGGGCUGAGUGA